Messenger RNA from Colletotrichum fioriniae, 1506 nucleotides. The record is from RefSeq and is a predicted model, not a curated record. NCBI's taxonomy places the organism in Eukaryota, Fungi, Ascomycota, Sordariomycetes, Glomerellales, Glomerellaceae.
AUGGCACCCACGAAAGCGAUUGACGACCGCAAUGGCGACAUCGAAAGCAGGCCUGAAGAAGAGACACCGUUGUUGUCACACGACUUGCCACCCAGAGUCGCUCCGAGCCGGAGAUACCAGCUAAAGGUCAUUGGUCUGGCAAUGACGUUUAUUCUUAUCGUUGAAGUUGGCGCCUAUCUUCAGAUCCCGCCUUCAUAUCAGCUCAUGGAAGAAAUCAUCUGUCGCCAACGCCAUCCCGAUCACAUCAUUUCGGCGGAGGACAACGAUGUUUGCAAGGGCCCGGAUGUACAGGGUCAGCUAGCCAUGAUUAAAGGCUGGCAAAACUCAUUCGACUGCGUCCCGUCAUUGCUCACUGCGAUUCCCUACGGAGUCAUUGCAGACAAGUAUGGCCGCCGACCAGUCCUGUCCUUGGCCAUGCUCGGCAUUACGUUGGAGCUCGCCUGGAUGUUGUUACCCCUUUUGUGGCCCAACGUUCUCCCUCUCUGGACCAUGUGGUUCGGAGCAGCUUUCCAAUUCAUUGGUGGAGGCGCAGGCAUGAUUCAAGCCAUGACCUGGACCAUGAUCUCUGACGUCGUCCCCAUUUCCAGCCUGACCGCGGUUUACUACAAGAUUGGCGCAAUCGCGCUUGCAGGAGAGCUUGUAGUUGCGCCUCUCAGCGCUUACCUCUUGAGCAAGAACCCAUGGCUGCCUCUCAGCGUCGGCAUGGUCCUCUUAAUUAUCGGCACAUGCCUGCCGCCUUUCAUUCCAGAGACCCUGGAUCUCCGUCGCGCCGCCGAUCAAGAGGUCGAGCAGACACUCUCGCGGUCCGAAGAAGACGCGAGGGACAAGCGCACACUCAAGCAGCAGAUCAUCUUCGCCGUGAAGAAUGACAUGGGCCAUGUCUACGCCUUUUUGAUCAAGUCCAAGAGCGUGAUUUCCCUCGUCCUCGGCUUCAACCUCACAGUUAUAGUCAAGUAUGUCAAGAUAGACAUCAUGUCGCAAUACGUGCACAACUUGUUGGGCUGGUCUUGGGCAAAGGCAACGCUCUUAGGAACCGUCUCAACGGUCACAAACAUGGUCAUGCUGCUCGCCAUUCUCCCCGCGCUGAGCUGGCUGAUCACCAAGCGCACGGGAGUGCAUCCUCUUGUUCGGGACCUUUGGCUCACCCGAAUGAGCGGCAUCCUCCUGGCUAUCGGGUGCUUCAUGGUCGCCAUUGCAUUCGCACCCUGGUUUCUAAUUACUGCCCUCAUCAUCUUCUCCAUGGGAACCGUUUACACAAAUAUCUGUCGAGCCAUCCUCAACGCCGUAGUCGAGCCGCACACGAUCGGUACCCUGAACACGGCCAUCACCUGGGUGGAACAAGUGAGCUUGCUCGUUUCGGCCCCGGUAAUAUCGGGCUUGCUGAAAGCUGGCAACUCAGCAGGAGGCAUAUGGCUCGGUCUGCCGUACAUGGCUGCGACUGUCAUGGCUAUUGGUGGUACUGCGAUUGCGUUUGCCUAUCGUUUGCCUAGAGACAAGAUUCGCUAG